Messenger RNA from Tricharina praecox, 680 nucleotides. RefSeq lists its product as uncharacterized. NCBI's taxonomy places the organism in Eukaryota, Fungi, Ascomycota, Pezizomycetes, Pezizales, Pyronemataceae. The record is from RefSeq and is a predicted model, not a curated record. The transcript has a single exon. Bases 288 to 677 code for a protein of 129 amino acids.
UGCUUUCGUACAAGUCUGAGCGCCGAAACAGUGCAAGCCGGAUAUUCCGAACAGCCCUCUGCUGCUUUGGCGUGUUCGGGAUGUCUUCGCCUUCUUGCUCCGCCUGGCUGUGACGUCUUUUCGCUUUGGGACUGUCUCGGGUAAAUCCCGAGUGGUUUUCCUUGAGCUCGAGGACUCGAUUGAGACGGAGGUUGAUAUCGAGAUUGACAACUAUGGAGAUUGAGAUUGAGAUUGCGAUUGAGAUGGAUCUGCUUGUCCGUCCUCCGCCGACCGUUGAGUGGUAGGAGAUGCCUUUGUCUUGUUCUUUCUUUCGUUUUGGCCGGUCCUUUUCUUCUUCUUUUGGGUCCGUCUUUCUUCUUCUAGUCUUUAUUUCUCCCUGCAACCUAUUUUCUUGCGUGCUUCCGUCCGGCCUUUCCUUCUUUCUUUCUUUAUUCCCCCGUCGCUCUGUAUCCGGCAAAGGAAUACUCUUCGGCAGACACGCUCUUCCUUUCCGGAAGUACUCUACUUUUUGUGAGCGGGACGGCAGACGGACUCGCGACCGGAGCCGGGGAACGCACAGCAAUCAGAGUGAGGACCCAGGCAGGCAGGGCAAGGCAGCAGCAACGCUUGAAGAAGAAGAAGACGAAGACGACAACGAAGACGACAGGCCGGGGGCAGGCCAGGACAGGGAGUGUUGAAGG